Styela clava is the source of this 1288-nucleotide messenger RNA. NCBI's taxonomy places the organism in Eukaryota, Metazoa, Chordata, Ascidiacea, Stolidobranchia, Styelidae. The record is from RefSeq and is a predicted model, not a curated record.
UAGGUAAAUGUGGAGAAACGUGGUAAUGCGAAAGUAGUCGCGACGUUUCUCAGCGGUGGUGCAAUAAGUUAAUAAGUAAACUUAUAUAAAUAUUAUUAUAUUCGCUAGAUUUUGAGUGGACAGGCCUGGAAGUUGUUUGUCUGGUUGACUGCUUUACAGGUUUGGUGAAAAUGGCUUGCAAAACUAUCAAGUUGAAUACAGGGGCUGCCAUGCCCACUAUAGGCUUGGGAACUUGGAAAUCUAAGCCUGGUGAAGUUAAAGCUGCGGUCGAAACUGCUAUUGAUGCGGGAUAUCGACACAUUGACUGUUCUAUUGUUUAUAGAAACGAGGCUGAAAUUGGCGAGGCUAUCCAGAGCAAAAUCCAGGAAGGCGUUAUUCGAAGGGAAGACCUUUUUAUUACCUCGAAAUUAUUCGUUACAUUUCACAGACGAGUGAGAGAUUGUAUUGAAAGAAGUCUUCGUUCAUUAAAACUAGAAUGCGUUGAUUUAUAUUUGAUUCAUUGGCCGAUGGGUUUUCACUUCAAUCCUGGAGAUGUCCUUGAAAUGACGAAAGACGGUAAACCCUAUAUGGACGAGGAAAUCCACUACGUGGAUGUUUGGAAAGAAAUGGAAAAAUUGCAAAAAGAGGGUUUGACAAAAGCAAUCGGAGUUUCAAAUUUUAACAAGCAUCAAGUUGCCGAAAUUCUGCAGAGUUGUGCAAUACCACCAGCAGUCAAUCAAUAUGAAAGCCACGCCUAUCUUCAACAAGACGACUUGCUGAAAUUCUGCCAAUCGAAUGCAAUCGUUGUGACGGCAUACAGCCCGCUCGGAUCUGCCGAUAGGCCUUGGGCGAAACCAGAUGAUCCAAAGCCACUCGAGGAUGCCAUUAUCAAAGAGAUUGCUGAAAAGCAUAACAAAACAGCCGCUCAAGUUUUACUCCGGUAUCAAAUUCAACGUGGCAUGGUUGUUAUCCCAAAAAGUGUGACUCAAUCCCGAAUUCAAAGUAAUUUUCUCGUUUUUGAUUUUGAACUGAACGAGGAUGAGGUGUCACUCAUAAGAAAGCCAGAUCGGAAUUGGCGUGCGUUGAAAAACGAGUGGUUAUAUGGUCAUAAGCACCACCCUUUCAACGAAAACAAUUGUGAAUAAAAUCAAAUGGAUGAAUGUGCAAGAUGCACCUUUGUAAAUGUUGAGAAUUUUCUAAAACUGCCAUUAAGAGUCUUGCAUAAUAUUCGAGGCUUCAUUAUGAUGAUCUUUCAAUAUUACCGAUUUUGUACAGCUUAAUAAACAAACUUCUUUAUUACUCUUUUAAA